CUUAAAUAAAAAAAAAAGAACUGUCAAAGCUCGUUCAUCUUCAAUCUUUUAUUGCUCGAAAAAUAUUCGAUUGAUGACACGUACUUGAUUCAUUUUUAUUCACUAGAAAUAAGAAAAGUUGUUUGAAUAUCGUUUCGUACACGAACAGGACAUAAAGCUUGGAAAUGUGUUGAUGGCAAAGUACGUUCUGGUUGGACUAAAUAAGUACGCCCUGGAACCUGGAACAGAAAAAAUAUUCCCUGUAUGCGAAGGUGUUAUUAGUGAACGUACAAAUGAAGAAACUACGAUUUGUUUGGCUGGUGUGGCUUGCUGCAUCAUGUUGUGUUGUGAAUAGUCAACAGAUUGUCAAUUCUGGUGGACCGCAAAUGAUUAAGCUGUUGGAUGAAGAAGGCUGUGGCCAGUUGAGGGCAUUAUGUCCGACUAUUGCGAAUGGUGCCGAAGACUUGAAAGCCCUGGAAUGUAUACAAAACUUAUCCCAGGAACAAGUGGAUGCAUUGACCGACGAGUGUCAGCAUCAGAUUUGGAAGCACACCUUGGCCCUAAUGGAUGACCAGAACAUCCACCGGCUUGUGCAAAAAGGAUGUUCCAAAUACUACGACAAGUUUAACUGCAAAAUUAAAUCGGAACCGGGCCAGUAUCUCUCCUGUGUGAUUGAUCAAAGAGAGACAAUCAAAGGAAAUGGAUGUAGAGAGUUCAUCCAACGCCUCGAGUACGUAGCGUUUUCCGAUUAUCGUUUGAUUGGUCCUUUCCUGAAGGAUUGUACCCGCGACAUUGAAUCUCUGAGUUGUGGUAGAGUUAGCAAUGACAAGGUUUCCCAGGGAGAAACGAUCUCCUGUCUGCAAACUCAUUUGGAUAAAUUGAACGGUGAAUGCAAGAAAGGCGUACUCCACUUAUCCGAAAUUCAAACCGACGAUGUGAAAUUAGAUCGUCAAUUAUUUCUAAUGUGUGCGGUAGAUGCGAUUCGGUUUUGCCCGUCGAUUCCUCCAGGAUCUCAGCUAGUAUUACGCUGUCUGAUGAAAAAUCGCAACGAUGCACGGAUGACAGAGCAUUGCCAGAGCCAGCUAUCGAGGAGAGAACGUCUGAUCGCCCACGAUUACCGGAUGAGCAAAGGAUUGACUCGGGCAUGUAAGGAUGAUAUUAAAACACAUCAUUGCAGACGAGGAGUGUCUGACGAUAAAGAUGUGCGACUGGCACAGAUUUUGCUUUGCUUGGAAGCCGUACAGAAAAACAGUUCGAAAUUGAGCCAUGAUUGCGUUUCAGAGAUCAACGAACACCGAAGAAUGCUGAUGGAGGAUUACAAACUGUCGCCUGAAAUUCUCACCGGAUGCGCGGACGAUAUUGAUAAAUUUUGCAGUAACCUCGACGCCGGUGGUAAAACUAUCCAUUGCCUUAUGGAGCACGCUAGACCGAAGAAGAAGAAAGAGCGACGGGUGACGGAGGUUUGUUUGCGAGCCCUAGAAAGUUUAGUUAAGGUGGCGGAUGUUGGGGAAGAUUGGCGUGUUGAUCCGGUCCUGAGAAAGGCUUGCAAACCGGUCGUCGAUGUCGCUUGCUCCGACACGGAAGGAGGCGAUGCACGAGUUAUGUCCUGUUUGAUGGAGAAACUUGGAACGAAGUUUAUGAACGGGGAAUGUGAAUUAGCUUUGCUACAAAUUCAGUACUUCAUUGCGAGAGACUUCAAAUUGGACCCUCAGUUGUAUAGAAACUGUAAAGAUGAUGCUAUGCGAUACUGUAAAGCGAAAAAAACAUGGGCUGAUUUGGAUACUGCUCAGAUGGAUCCAGAACGGGGUCCCCUUAUUCUUCCAUGUCUGCAUCGGUACGCUUACCAUCCCGAAAAGGAUAUGCAGCUCAAGCAGGAAUGCUUUCAAGAGGUGAAACGUGUGAUGCGACAACGUGCGAGAUCAGUGGAUUUGAUCCCCGAGGUUGAAGAUGAGUGCAUCGAUGAUCUGGCUUAUUUUUGUUUCGAUAAGACAGGAAAGGGCGAGGAAAUGUUGUGCCUCCAAGAAAAUCUUGAAAAACUACAGCAGAAAUGUAAAGACGCUGUGAGCAGCUAUACCGAGGAAGAAGCAGCUCACAUUGAAUUGAACCCAGUAAUAAUGGCUGUAUGUGGAGAUGCAAUGCACAAACAUUGUGCAGAUAUCUUGAAAACGAGCAAAGAUGAAGGUGAUAUGAUGGAGUGUUUAAUUUCCUACAAGAACGAUGCCGAUAUGCGAAACGACGUCCGAUGUCGAGCUGCGAUUGAGCAUUUUCAAAUUAUCUCACUGAAGAACUAUCACUUUACGUACAAAUUCAAGGAAUUUUGUCGACCGUAUGUUACUCGAUUCUGCCCACAGAGCAACACAAAGUACGAUGUGGUAGCUUGCCUCAGCGAGGUGAUGCGAAACGAUACAAUCAAGGGAGCGAAACAUUCGAUUCCGAAGGAAUGCCGCCAGCAGGUACGGUCCCAGCUUUACCAGCAGCGGGAGAACAUUGACUUCGAUCCGAAACUGAAAGCGGCUUGCAAGGAAGAAAUCAGCACUUACUGUUUCAACAUACCGCACGGCUCCGGACAGGUGAAUAAGAACAAUGUUUUGGAAUGCCUGCAAACCCAUCAUGGCAAGUUGGGUGAACAGUGUCAGCACGUGCUGUUCUCGAUCAAGAAGUCGGAAUUAAGUGACAGCGCGACGGAUUACAUUCUGCUGAAUACUUGCAAGGAUAUGAUUCGGCAGUAUUGUCAUGAUACGGAACCUGCGGCGAUUCUUAAUUGUUUAAAGAUCCACCGGGACGAGAAUUUGUUCGAUGGCAGAUGUCACCUGGUGGUGGUGAAUCGAAUGAUCGAACAAAACAUGGACUACCGGUUUAAUCCGACACUACAAGAAGCGUGUGCGAGAGAUAUCGCUGAUCACUGCACUAACAUUGUGACCAGUGCAAAGGCGAACGAAGAACUGAACGGAAAAGUUAUAGGUUGUCUCAAGAGUAAAUUUCGCGAAGGAAAGCUCCAUUCGAAUUGCGAGAAACAGAUGACGGAGAUACUGCACGAGCAAGCCUUGAACUAUAAGUUGAACCCGUUGCUGCAAAGUGUAUGCAAGGAUGAGAUCCAGGUGCUGUGUAGUUCGGCAGCGGAUAACGGAUUCGAUGAAGACCACGGAAAGGUAGAGGAAUGUCUGAAGCAAGCGUUCUUGCAAAAGAAAAUGAUCAAUCAAGCUUGCAAAGUUGAGGUGGCCGAAUUGAUUCAAGAAGGCAAGGCAGACAUCUAUGCAGAUCCGAUGUUGCAGAGGGCGUGUGCCGUAGAUUUGCUCAAGUACUGUUCCAAUGUGCAGAGCGGAAAUGGAAGACUUUUGAAAUGUUUGGAGGUUAUCCUGCAAGACGAAUCGAAAGCGUUGGAUGAUGACUGCAAAAACACACUCCUGAAACGAAUGGAAAUGUUUAGGAAUGCUGCUGUGGUUAUCCCCCAAGCGGAGAGUCUCAGCCAGCUAUAUACCCAAGUUGUGGAUUCACCUUCAAAACACUACUUCUUACUGGUACUAUUAAGUUUCGUGGGAUUCAUCUUCAUCUUUGGACUGUUGUGUGGACGUGUUACGAGGCGGACAAUUGCAAUGAAGAACAAAUAGUUACAAAUGUGCCGAUUACUCCGGCGCAGAAAUGAUAAAAAGUUAGUUGCGAAUUUGCAACUUUCAUUGCAAGUCUAGUUCACGUAAAAUUUCUUUAUAGAAAAGGAAGCAAGUGCUAAAAGAAAGAACGUGUUUGUGUGAAUGAGUAUAAUAGUGUUGUGUUUUCGCGUAUACGUUUAAAAACUAUUCGAACUUGAAAAUUUAAAAUUUAUAUUGUUACUUUGGCCGCUAUUUCACGAGCUGCUACUUAAGAACCAAAAUUGCAUAUGCAAACAAUGGUCGGCUUUAGAGGCCCAAUUUUAAAGUGUUUUCAUCGAGCACAUGGAGAAAAAGUGUUUCUUUUUGUACUAUAUUAGUUAGAUGAGUUUUGUAUGCGGAAGGCAAAAUACUGUGUCCGCUCAUAUAUUACCACAAUAAUAACUAAUCCUUUUCAAUCGAAACUAUAGGGGUUAGUAGCAGAAUAACGAAGAAUAUAUCACUAGAAAAAAAAACAUUUUAUACGUAGUUUUAACUUGAAAGUAAGAUGGAAUGUAAAACAACCACAGAGUUGUUUC
This is a messenger RNA of Toxorhynchites rutilus septentrionalis, 4141 nucleotides long. RefSeq names its product Golgi apparatus protein 1 (gene Glg1). The record is from RefSeq and is a predicted model, not a curated record. NCBI's taxonomy places the organism in Eukaryota, Metazoa, Arthropoda, Insecta, Diptera, Culicidae. The coding region runs from base 273 to 3587 and encodes 1104 amino acids. The transcript has 6 exons. Gene Ontology annotation, molecular function: fibroblast growth factor binding. Gene Ontology annotation, cellular component: Golgi membrane.